Messenger RNA from Malaya genurostris, 2001 nucleotides. RefSeq lists its product as uncharacterized. The record is from RefSeq and is a predicted model, not a curated record. The transcript is spliced from 7 exons. Gene Ontology annotation, cellular component: membrane. The coding region runs from base 144 to 974 and encodes 276 amino acids. Lineage: Eukaryota; Metazoa; Arthropoda; Insecta; Diptera; Culicidae.
CGAAAGGUAUGUAAAGAAAUGCACACAUUUAAUACGUGUGUUCAGUCACAGUGUGGAAAAAUUUUCAUCCAAGGAUAUUUCGUUGAAGUGACUGCAAGAUAAUACAUGAUACGUGAAUCUGUUUCUAAGGCAAAUAUUUAAACAUGCACAAAUUAUUUGAAGUUUUACUGUCAUUAACGAUUAUAUUUGUAAUAUUUCCAAGUUUUGCAACAGCUCUGCAACUAGAAGGACUGUCAACAAAAAAACCAAGAAUUACGAAGUAUACAUUAAAACCAACAGUUAGUUCAGCUUCAGCAGUUCCAUCUUCUUUGUCACUUUAUCGAUUGAAUGGAACUAGUGGUGCAACAUGCAUUUUAAUUCAAACCGAUGGUCUUCUUAGUAUUCAAUAUCGUGAUAAGUAUGGCGAGGAUAAGGAAGCUGAUUCAUUCAUGCCAGAUCAAAUGGACAUCUCUGGAGAAUGUUGGGAAGACGAGUCUAAAAUAAUACUUGCCUGGAAGGGGUUUUCUUUAUAUAUAUAUUUUUCAAAGACUCCUGGUGGAGAGAGAUGGUAUGUCAAUAGUAUAGACUUGAUGUAUUCAUCUUCCAACAAUAUUUUCGAGCACAUCGAUCGCCCUGGUCUAGAUGUUAAACUAACCACACCUCCAGGAACCCUGUUGUUUCCAACACCGGUUGGUAAAUCCUAUACAUGCGAUCAGGAAGUUGUCAUUACAAUGUUCUCGCAGGAUGAAAAUGAUAAAGCUGGUCAUUUAGCUAAACUUUAUUUGAGGGAACUGAGGAUGCAAAGUUUCAUGUAUAAAACCUCCAACUUAUGGGGACCAACAUUUCAAUGUAGUGCUACUGGUACGUAUCGUGAUGAAACUGCGCCUAUUGCCGUUGGAUCUACGUUAGCUAUCGCAACUGUGUGCACAGUUGUUGGCUACGGAUUGUGGAGAUAUUUCAAGGUUAAAAAAUUUCAAUACGGAACUAUGGCUUAAGCUGACCGGAAUUCCAUAGAAUACUGUUAGGGUACUAUUAAAUGCGGCCAAAUUCAUAUUGAUCAGUUUCUAUUGAAUUAGGCUCUCGUUGAUAUAUUGACAACAUAUCAUUCUAUUACACAAAGAAACUGGUUAAUUAUUAGCUGUAAUGGCAACGUUACUAUUUCAAAAACAUUAGGCUGGUUCAAUUAAGCUAAAUUUGAUAUUGUUGGUAUCCUUGGUAACUGUGUAAAUUUUGUUUGAUAUUUUUUUCUUUUUUUUAAUGUUAAAUAGUUUUUUCGCUCCAAAACAAAGUUUUGUUCAACCUAUCUGUAAACCAUAUGUGUAACUUUUAGAACCAACUAAUUGGUAUUAUUAGUUAUUUGGCAUGAUAAAUUAUGCUAUUUGUGAAAACCUACAUCAAUUUCUACAUUUGGUUUUUUAAACUUAUGCCACACUAUUGAUUUCUCAGAAUUGUUGCAGUUGAGACUUAGAGAUGCUAAUAUUACAUGAAAUGAAAUUGACAGUGCAAGUUUGAACCAGACUAGUGUACGUACAGAACUAUAUCGUAUCGUCCUAAAUGAAUUCAUUAAAAUUAAAGUACACCACAGUAAGUAAGAGUAAAUAUUUACUGGCUUAGUACGUAAUUGUUGUCAUGGUGCAAAACCUUAAAAUGAGAAACAUUGCAAAAAAUAAGUCUUCCAUUUUCAUUUAAGAAAUGUUAGUAAUAAUAAACCAUGAUGCAUUAGUAUAGUGAAGCUUUACGCAAACGUUUCAAAUUAAAAUUAAAAUAUUCCAUUUUUACGUAAGUCAACAUUGUAAAUAUUAUAAGAUAAUAUUAUCUUCAAAUAUCUGGUGACUGUGUAAUAUACACAAAAAUAAAUCAGUAUUACAGCUAUCAUGUUUCUAUUAUUGUGCACUUUGUAUAAUUAUAUAACUGGAAUAGUUUCGAGUUUGAAGAAUACUUUUACUCUUUCCCAAUUUAAGUGUAAUUAUCGUGAACGGAAGAUAACAAUAUUUAUAAUAAAGUUAUAUCAUGUCAGCUUAA